CAUAAGAUUGGCUGCCUGAGGUGUGGUUGUGGUUGCAGCGUCCUCAUGAUAUCAACACCCAUUGUUUCUUCUCUAACUGGCACUGGUCAAGGAUUCGUCAAAGUCUUGUUGUUACUGCGCCCUAACGAUACAACUGCGUGGGUAUUGAUGACACCGAGUUGGUGCCUGACCGCUGAAUUACCAAAGACAGUCGUCCACCGCCGCCCUUCAAGCCCUCAGCCCUUACUAGUCCGUCAAGGGCGCACGAGGUAGUAGGCACCACGUCAACAGUGCUGCUUAUACUUUGAUCGUAUAUGUAUAACUACAGUUGUUCCCUUACUUCUUAGACAUAUACAACUACUUUGCUUACUCUUCGCGACACAUUUCCCAUUACCUCCUUGAGAAGUCCUCUUUACUGAGUGUAUUUCUCAGCCAGAUCUUUGCAGCUCACGGAUACUGGUCAAGUCAUGGUUUUAGACGACAAUCUCGGCGAUAUUGGAUCAGCAGCGCAUGACGAGAGCGGAUGGACUCGUGUACACCGAACCAAUCGUAAACCUGUCAAGAAAUGGCAACGCAAUGCUAGUUACUACAGAGCGAGAGAGAGCAACGGCCGAGGAACCUACAACGAACAAACUACGACCAGACAACUCGACCACGAUCUGUGGAAUUCGCCCAGCAUCUCGGAAACAGGCUCCAUCGUCUCCUCUUCCUAUUCCUCGAUUCUCUCAGAAGAGAACGACCCUUUCGUAUCCACAGAACGAGUAUAUUGGUCUUAUCCCUCGUCCCUCUCGGAAUGUUACUGCGAACUGGGUCGUUGGAGAUGCAGCUGCUGCACCACACCAGCGUACUCUUUUGAUGGAUCCAUCUGGACCAUGGAUCCGGACAGCAUACGCAUCUUCUAUAUAGAGGAGAUAGACGUCGCAACCGACCUCGCUGCACAAUCUCACAUGAACGAUGCAGGCCGCUGGAUCACACAUCCGUUCGGCGAUCUGCGGUCAGUGGCACGCGCGAGGAAUAGAAAGUGGAAAAUUCGCGAGAACAAAGGCGGAUGUAACAGCUACAGGUGCAGAAAACAGGGACAAACGGAGCAGCGAGCGAAGAACAAGAGGGAGAAGCGCGAGAAUGUGAAGUGGGCAGUGCGGGAAUGCAAUGAUACGCCAUGCCUCACUUCUGGGUGUUGGUGCAAGGAUUUCGAUGAGAAGGGUAGUUGGACCAUCCCAGUGCCAGAGAAGGGGCAGAGAUGUAGUCUUGUUGAAUGGGUUGGGAAGGAGGGAAGAAAGCUCAUGUUGGAAGAGGCCUACCAGCAAGUGGAUAACGAUGCACUAAACAUGAUUAUGGAGGCAUGCGAGAUCGACACGGAUGAUGUAUGGGAGCUCCUAUCGACUAGAAGCUCGGAGACUUGGAGCGUUGUUGACGCCAGUGGUGACAUGGUAGAUCUAUAGUUCAAUCGUAGGAAUUGUCUGAGACGCUCUAGUUCAACACGAACCACCGGUGCUGUGUGUUUUCGCUCUAGUUAUU
Dothidotthia symphoricarpi CBS 119687 is the source of this 1497-nucleotide messenger RNA. RefSeq lists its product as uncharacterized. NCBI's taxonomy places the organism in Eukaryota, Fungi, Ascomycota, Dothideomycetes, Pleosporales, Dothidotthiaceae. The coding region runs from base 447 to 1421 and encodes 324 amino acids. The transcript has a single exon. The record is from RefSeq and is a predicted model, not a curated record.